Molecule: messenger RNA, 2106 nt
Organism: Penicillium oxalicum
Lineage: Eukaryota; Fungi; Ascomycota; Eurotiomycetes; Eurotiales; Aspergillaceae
Product: glycerol-3-phosphate dehydrogenase GUT2
Exons: 4
Coding region: 1-2106 (701 amino acids)
Biological process (GO): glycerol-3-phosphate metabolic process
Cellular component (GO): glycerol-3-phosphate dehydrogenase (FAD) complex; mitochondrion
Molecular function (GO): glycerol-3-phosphate dehydrogenase (quinone) activity
Source: RefSeq, a predicted model, not a curated record
AUGGCCGCUCGUCACUCACGAAAGCUUCUGCGACCGUUGCUCUACACGUCCGCGGCCGCAGCCGCCGGAGCGGGAGUGCUGUACAUUUCCUACCGUCCACGCAACAUUCCGGGCUUGGAGGCUCCCGCGGUGCCUCCGCCGGGGUAUCAUGAGGGCAAGCUGGUGCCUCCCAGCUUCCCAUCCAUCAAGGGUCGCAUCGAUCAGAUUAAGGACCUGAAGCGAAGCCAGACCGAGGAGCCCUACGACCUCUUGGUCAUCGGUGGUGGUGCGACGGGUUCCGGAAUUGCGCUGGACGCAGCCACCCGAGGCCUGCGGGUGGCGGUCGUGGAGCGCGAUGAUUUCAGCGCUGGUACGAGUAGUAAGAGUACCAAAUUGGUCCACGGUGGUGUCCGCUACCUCGAAAAGGCCUUUUGGGAAUUGGACUACAACCAGUACGCGCUGGUCAAAGAGGCGCUGCGCGAGCGCAAGUACUUCCUCAACACCGCCCCGCAUCUCUCCCAAUGGCUGCCUAUCAUGGUGCCCGUGCAGAAGUGGUGGCAGAUUCCGUACUUCUGGGGUGGGUGCAAGGCGUAUGACCUUCUGGCUGGUUCCGAGGGCAUUGAAAGCUCCUACUUCCUCACCAAGAGUAAGGCCAUCGAUGCCUUCCCCAUGUUGAAGCGCGACGAUGUGAUCGGAGCUAUGGUUUACUACGAUGGUGCCCACAAUGACUCGCGCAUGAACGUCUCCCUGGCCAUGACUGCCGCGCUCUACGGUAGUACCGUGGUCAACCACAUGGAGGUCACCGGUCUGACCAAGGGAGAGGACGGUAAGCUGAAUGGUGCCAUCCUGCGGGAUGUGAUUCCCGGCAAGGACGGUGAGCAGGCCGAGGAGUUCAAGAUCCGGGCCAAGGGUAUCAUCAACGCGACCGGCCCCUUCACCGACUCCAUCCGCAAGAUGGAUGAUCCCAGCAUCCAGGAGAUUGUUGCCCCCAGCUCGGGUGUCCAUAUCAUCCUGCCGGGUUACUUCAGCCCCUCCAACAUGGGUUUGAUCGACCCUUCCACCUCCGACGGCCGUGUCAUCUUCUUCCUGCCCUGGCAGGGCAACACCAUCGCCGGUACCACCGACGCCCCCACCGAAAUUACCUACCAGCCCGAGCCGUCUGAGAAGGAUAUCCAGUGGAUCCUGAACGAGAUCCGCGGUUACUUUGCGCCCGACAUCACUGUGGACCGCAAGGACGUCCUGGCCGCCUGGUCCGGUAUCCGCCCCCUGGUGCGUGAUCCGGCCAAGAGCUCUUCGCAGGCUCUGGUCCGGAACCACCUGAUCAGCGUGUCUCCCUCGGGGCUGUUGACGUGCGCCGGUGGCAAGUGGACCACCUACCGUCAGAUGGCCGAGGAGGCGGUGGACGAGGCGAUCGAGGCUUUCCACCUGCAGCCUCGCGAGCUGCACAACAUGCCCGACAUCAGCGGUGCCGGUGGCAGUGGCCUGGUUGCCGAUGGUGCCACUCUCGACGGCAGCUGCCAGACCCAUCAGGUGCGCCUGAUUGGUGCUCACGGAUUCUCCCAGACGCUGUUCAUCAACCUGAUCCAGCACUUUGGUCUGGAGACCGAUGUCGCUAAGCACCUGACCACCUCCUAUGGUGACCGGGCCUGGCAGGUGGCCGCCUUGUCUUCCCCCACCAACACUCGUUACCCCGUCCGUGGCUGCCGCAUCUCGGCGCUGUAUCCCUUCGUCGAUGGCGAGGUCCGCUAUGCGGUUCGUCACGAGUAUGCCCAGACUGCCGUCGACGUCAUUGCUCGCCGAACCCGUCUGGCUUUCCUGAACGCCGAGGCUGCUCUGGAGGCGCUCCCGAACGUGAUUGACCUCAUGGCGGAGGAGCUGAACUGGUCCAACAAGCGCAAGGAUCUUGAGUGGAAGGAGUCGGUCUCGUUCCUGUCCUCUAUGGGUCUUCCCAAGAGCCUGUUGACCUUGACCCGUCAGGAGGUCCAGAGCGGUCGGGUGAAGGAGCUUGACAGUGAGGAGCGCAAGCACUUUGCUCGUACUGAUCCCCCCGCGGACAUUCUCAAGGGCGACGCCAAGAACCCCAAUGCCGAUCCCUUGAUCUCCAAGGACUCUCCGGCUAACAAGUAG